Molecule: messenger RNA, 1905 nt
Organism: Mollisia scopiformis
Lineage: Eukaryota; Fungi; Ascomycota; Leotiomycetes; Helotiales; Mollisiaceae
Product: HET-domain-containing protein
Exons: 1
Coding region: 1-1905 (634 amino acids)
Source: RefSeq, a predicted model, not a curated record
AUGCAUUUAGCAGGAAAGACAGUGCAUCCUCACUGGAUUGAACAUGGGUUGCUGGAUCGAUGGAGGCGUGGCUGUGAUGCCCAACACAAUGAAGAAUGCCAACAAGGCUUUACAAAGGAUCGACUGGUAGGGUCUCAUCCCACUUGGUUGAUUGAUACUUGGACGCUAUGCCUCGUCCACGGUCAUCUCGAUAUGCCUUAUGUUGCUCUGAGCUACGUUUGGGGCCCACCAGACUUUUACAAGACAUCCCGCAGAGAUCUUGCCAUGCUGCAGCAAGUACAGGCAUUUCAUCAUUUGAAGGGACAAUCGCUAGUACCGCAAACCAUCAUCGAUGCCUUCGCUGUGACACAGCUUCUAGGGCAAAGAUACCUCUGGGUUGACUCGCUGUGUAUUGUGCAAGAUGACGAGGAGAUGAAGGCGGCUGAGAUCAUCAACAUGAGUUACAUCUAUGCUCAGGCGACAAUCACAAUCAUCGCACGGCAAGGUAAAACUGCUAAGUAUGGGCUUCGUGGGUUUCCAGGAACUUCUCAACCAAGACACACUUCUCAAGACCUUUUCCGAAUCGACAAGAAAUACCGUUUGUUAAAAUCUCCACAAUACUAUGGAUAUGGCUGCGAGUGGGACUGUCGAGGUUGGACCUAUCAAGAGGAAGUAUUUUCCCGGAGAAGGUUGAUAUUUUAUAAUGACCGCGUCUGGUGGGAAUGUCAAUGUUCUAAAUUUCAGGAAGACAUUCAUACCCCACCUGGGAGUAGAAAGUCUUUGCCCAGUAGAAUUCCAAACGAAUCUCGGAUUUUCAGUUCCGACAUCCUGGACCUUGAAGGCUAUAGAUCGUUGGUUACCUUUUAUAACACAAGACAAUUCACUAUACCUGAGGAUGUGGUUCCGGCUUUCGCAGGAAUCACUGCUGUCCUUACCCCUUCUUUCAAAGGAUUUCUAUUUGGCCUGCCUCUACUUUCCUUCGACACAGCACUUUGCUGGCAACCUUUUGGGAUGCCAGGGAUAGAUUGCAAGCGGAGAGGACCACGAAACCCUCUUAUCCAGGCUCGGUCCUAUCUGCCAAGUUGGUCAUGGAUGGGUUGGCAGACACAUAUCGAUCACCAUUCAAUGACAAUUACGCACGCUAGAAAGAGAUACGGCAACUAUCGUCAUUCGACUUUUAAUACAAGUAUCAAUGGGACCACGAAAUCAAUAAUUCGGUGGUAUAGUAAGGAAAGGGAUUCUACGAAACUACACCCUAUUGAUGGACCCCGAACAUUGGAAGCGGUAAUGGCCGAAGGUUUCAAGGAAGAUGGGACGCUUCCCACUGGCUGGCGACGCAUCGAAUACAAAGAUCGUGAAUGGCACGACCACGUUAGCACAGGUUUUACCCCUCCCAAAUAUUUAUUCAUCCAUGAGUCAGAGCCAGAAAGCGAAUUUUGGUUUCCUGUACCAACUGCUCAAGAUUACACAGACAGUCCAGCCCUACCACUAGGAAAUCUUUUGUGUUGUAAGACGCAGAAGAGUUCCCUUUUGAUCGGGAGAAGACGUGUGAUCAAGGGCAAGAAUCCCCUGAAACUUGAACAUGACCUCCUCGAUAAGGAGAUGCGAUGGUCAGGCAUUAUCCAACUGCACAACACAAAUCAACUGCCCCUCGAGAACGAGGAUAUUUCAACGAAACUAGCCCUUCCCUGUGACUUAGUUGUCAUCUCAGAAGGAUUCGUCCUCGAAGGAAGCAGACUCUACUCGAUUCCGGGGUGGGAGUUCGACGAGCGCCCAAAAGGUCCUCACGGCACCAAGUACGAAUUCUUCAACGUUCUUUGGGUUGAAUGGGAAGAUGACAUCGCGUAUCGGAAAGGCUGUGGGAGGGUCAUGAAGAGUGCUUGGGAUGCUCAGGAUCCGGAGUGGAUUGAUCUGACGCUUGGUUGA